UGCGCCGGCGCCGCCAUAUUUGCUUUGGGUUUGUGGAUCAGGUUCGACGAGUACAUGAUGGACUACGUGAAGGGCCUGGGCAUGUACCACUACUGGGUGGGCACGUCGACCGUCAUGGCUGGCUCCGCCCUCGUCAUGAUCACCGCCUUCCUGGGCUGCUGCGGCGCCUUCUUCAGGAGCAUCCCCAUGGUCCUCACUUACAAGAUCAUGACGGUGGUGACCUUCGGGCUGCUGCUCGGGGGGUCCGCCUACGUGCUGGACAAUGGCCUGGAGGACUCGCGCAUCUACCCGUGGCUGCAGGAGGCCAUCAGGAACAAGAUCUACCAGUACCAGUGGGACGUCUCGGCCAGGAGGACCGUCGAUAUCCUUCAGGAAUACGUCGGAUGCUGUGGCGGUUAUUCUGCCAGUGACUACGGGAACAUACACUUACCUGUUCCGGACACCUGUCGAGACCAGGUCACCGGUAACCAGUGGGACUCCUGCGCCGAGAUCUUCCAGUACCUGGAAGUCCGCACCGGUUGGAUCGCCGGCCUCUCGCUCUCUCUGUGCUUCUUCCAGUGCUUCGCCAUGAUGUUCGCCUUCUGCAUGUGGCAGGCGCUGAAGGAGAUCCAGAAGGGACACUAAUCACAGACUUCGUCCGGUCAGAGGGAUUGAAGUAGAGAAUGCACAUGUACUACGUCUUUGUGUCCUUUGUCAGCGCCUAUAACAAGUUUCAUACCUCAUUGUUUUAUAAAUCCC
Molecule: messenger RNA, 738 nt
Organism: Penaeus vannamei (Pacific white shrimp)
Lineage: Eukaryota; Metazoa; Arthropoda; Malacostraca; Decapoda; Penaeidae
Source: RefSeq, a predicted model, not a curated record